AUGCAGUCCAACUUCAUGCUGGGGGGCGAUCCCCUAUCUCUAGACCGCAUCCGCUCCGUAUUGGUCAGGCUCGAAGAUACCAUCAUCUUCUCGUUGAUUGAACGUGCCCAGUUCGCCCAUAAUCCCAAAAUCUAUGAAAGGGGCGCGUUCUCCCAUUUGAAGGAGUUCGGCGAGUUGAGUUGGCUGGAGUGGUUCUUGAAGGAAACAGAAAUCUUCCAUGCCAAGGCCAGACGGUACACGAGCCCUGACGAAUACCCCUUCACCGAGAACCUGCCUGAACCCGUCCUCCCCGCCCUCCACUUCCCCAAGAUCCUGCAUCCGAAUAAAAUCAAUGUGAACCCGUCGGUACUGUCGUUCUACGUCAAUUCCAUUGUACCUCGCAUUACUCGAAGAGCCACACUGGCGUCGAAGCGGGUAAAUGGAGACGCAGAGUUGAACGAUGACGGGAAUUACGGCAGUGCAGCCACCAUCGACAUAGAGGCCAUGCAGUCAAUCAGCAAGCGCGUUCAUUACGGAAAAUUUGUCUCGGAAUCCAAAUUCCAAGCAAAUCCUGCAGCGUUUAUCCCCCACAUCCUGAAGCCUAAUCCUGAGGCCUUGGAUGCUCUUAUAACCAAACCUGAAGUAGAACGUAAACUACUUCAGCGUCUGCGGAAGAAGGCUGCAACCUACGCACAGGAUGUCAUUGGCGAGGACGCGCCAUCGCCCUGCGUCGACCAGCAAAAUGCGAAGUUAGACGUCGACGGGGUUGUAGACUUCUAUGAGAAUUGGUUAAUCCCGUUGACGAAGAAGGUUGAGGUAGACUACCUUCUUUGUAGGUUGGACGGCUUAUCUCAGGAAGAUAUCGACGCUCUCAUGCAGAAGAGCCCGAAAAACAACUUGGCACUGUAA
Pleurotus ostreatus (oyster mushroom) is the source of this 888-nucleotide messenger RNA. It is a transcript of the gene ARO7, whose product is annotated as chorismate mutase aro7. Bases 1 to 888 code for a protein of 295 amino acids. The record is from RefSeq and is a predicted model, not a curated record. Lineage: Eukaryota; Fungi; Basidiomycota; Agaricomycetes; Agaricales; Pleurotaceae. Gene Ontology annotation, biological process: chorismate metabolic process; aromatic amino acid biosynthetic process. Gene Ontology annotation, molecular function: chorismate mutase activity. The transcript has 5 exons. Gene Ontology annotation, cellular component: cytoplasm.